Torulaspora delbrueckii is the source of this 1050-nucleotide messenger RNA. RefSeq names its product sterol-4-alpha-carboxylate 3-dehydrogenase (decarboxylating) (gene ERG26). Gene Ontology annotation, molecular function: 3-beta-hydroxy-Delta5-steroid dehydrogenase (NAD+) activity. NCBI's taxonomy places the organism in Eukaryota, Fungi, Ascomycota, Saccharomycetes, Saccharomycetales, Saccharomycetaceae. Gene Ontology annotation, biological process: steroid biosynthetic process. The coding region runs from base 1 to 1050 and encodes 349 amino acids. The transcript has a single exon. The record is from RefSeq and is a predicted model, not a curated record.
AUGUCAGACAUUAAAUCAGUUCUUUUAAUUGGUGGCGCAGGAUUUUUAGGGCUCCACCUAAUUGAGCAAUUCAAUGCUAUAAGUCCACAACCACAGAUCCAUGUUUUUGACGUCAGACCAUUACCUGAAAAGCUUUCGAAACAGUUUACUUUCAACCCAAGUGAUAUAGUAUCUCACCAAGGAGAUUUAACUUCGUCUGAUGACGUUGAGAAGGCCAUUAAGGAAAGCGGCGCCGAUGUUGUUGUCCACUCAGCAUCUCCGAUGCAUGGAAAUACUCAAAAGGUAUACGAGAUGGUUAAUGUUAAAGGUACAAGAAAUGUGAUCGAUGUCUGCAAAAAGUGUAAAGUGAAGUCACUUGUAUACACUUCGUCAGCGGGCGUGAUUUUUAAUGGACAAGAUUUACAUAAUGCUGAUGAAACAUGGCCUAUACCUAAAGUUCCCAUGGAUGGUUACAAUGAAACCAAGGCGAUAGCUGAGGAUAUGGUCUUGAAGGCGAACGAUCCAAAGAAUGGUUUCUUGACUAUUGCAUUACGUCCUGCUGGUAUAUUCGGGCCUGGUGAUCGUCAAUUGGUCCCUGGACUUAGGGCGGUUGCAAAAUUAGGUCAAUCUAAGUUUCAAUUAGGGGAUAAUAACAAUUUAUUUGACUGGACUUACGCUGGGAAUGUAGCUGAUGCCCAUGUUUUAGCUGCUAAAAAGCUACUUGACCCAUCAACUUCCUCCAAGGUUUCCGGAGAGACCUUUUUCAUCACGAAUGACACUCCAGCUUAUUUUUGGGCCUUGGCCAGGACAGUAUGGAAAGCCGAUGGCCAUAUUGAUGAUAAAGUCAUUGUUUUGAAGAGACCUGUCGCAAUUCUUGCAGGUUACCUCUCUGAGUUUUUCUCGAAGCUUACUGGAAAAGAACCAGGCCUUACACCUUUUAGAGUAAAGAUUGUGUGCGCUACUCGUUACCAUAACGUUAGUAAAGCGAAGGAACUCUUAGAUUACAAACCUAAAGUUUCCAUUGAGGAUGGUAUUGCUAAGACUUUAGCGUGGAUGGAUGAAGGCCUAUAG